This is a messenger RNA of Myotis brandtii (Brandt's bat), 3143 nucleotides long. RefSeq lists its product as uncharacterized. The coding region runs from base 645 to 1985 and encodes 446 amino acids. Lineage: Eukaryota; Metazoa; Chordata; Mammalia; Chiroptera; Vespertilionidae. The transcript has 2 exons. The record is from RefSeq and is a predicted model, not a curated record.
UAUCUCUUCCUCUCCCUUCCGCUCUGAAGUCAGAACAUAUAUAUUUUAAAAAGUAACAAAAAUAUAAGCCAACUUCCCGGAGAAAUGUCACAGCAGAGCUGCCUCUUUUGUUUGAAAGGCCCGUGAGACCCUCUCACUCUGGGCAAGGCAGCAGGCGGCCCGGGCAGAGCGGAGACCCGCUCCCAGGCUGGACGGCAGCCAGGACUCUGGGUGCCCAGGCACUGCCCCGUGAGUCAGCACAGCACCCCCUCCCCCGACAGGAUCCACACUUGGAUCUGGACGGGCUCCUGUCCCAGCCCCGCGCCCGGGGGGCUGCCUCUUCCUCGGGCCCCUCUCCUUGAUAAUGAGGAAUGCCCGCAAAGCCACGACUCCAAGAUCCACAGACAAGCCGCCACCCUCCCAGGAGCCCCCAAGUGGGAAUCCUAUCCUUCCAGAUAAGGUAGAGGGGAGUCCCCCACCCCUGAACCACUUCAGUGUGAGCUGUCGUGUGUAAUCCGACCACUGGAACUACACUUGCGCCCCACGAAUGCUGUGGGCAGCAGAGCAGGUGCACCCAUCCGUCCGAGCUAAGAUUACCAACCUCUCGGGACCCCACCCGGCAUGCCUAUGGCCUCAGCACCCAGGGCCGAGAAGAAACACCUGGGAUGACGCCACCGACACCCUCAGGUGUGAGCUGGGCUCCAGCUGGUCUUUGGGAAUCACGUUUAAGGGAUGAAGUGCACGUAAAGGAGGCACACAGACAAGCAGCAGCCUCGGACCCGGGUCGAAGCUCCCGAUUAGCACACGAAAUGGAAGGAGCACAGGACAAGCCGGGACCCACAGGCUGGCCCCGUGUCUGCCCAGCCCUGCCCAGGGCCGGUGGCAGGCCUCUCGGGGCUGGGGGCCCUGCCCUUCACCUGAAACACCAAAACAACACCCCGACCAGCAAUCCUAGCCGACAGAGCUCAGCACCAAACAGCGUCCUCUCAGGGGAAGAGCCGAGUGCUGGCCCCGAGCUGCGGCCGGAGCAGAGCGCUCAGGAGCCUGCAGAGGUGACAGGGGGCUUUCCCCGCUGCUUUGACAUAAACGACACACCGUGUCAUGUGACGCAGGGACGCUGUCAGCUGCACUGUGGUUUACCCAGGGGACACGAGCUGCCUGCUGGUCUAAACGCCACCCCCGUGUGGCUGUGGAGACGCUGGAGGAAGAGUCCUCGCCCACGCCAAGGCCAGGAGGGGCUGUGGACACAGGACAAAACGGAAUGCAGGCCGAACCUCCUGUUUCAUACCAGUGUGAUGGCAGCGUGGUCACUCCAUGCCGAUGAUCAAGGCAGAGGAGUUGGUGUUUCAAAGGCACAAACUUAUAGCCAAAACCUUGCCAAUCCUGGGACCACAGAAGGGUGGCUUGAGCGGCUAACAAGCGCCCCGAGCAGGAGCGCAGAGGAGACUGCGCCGCUGGGCAUGGGGCGCUCCGGUGACCCCCGGGUCCUCCGCUCCAAGGCCCAGGCUGCACAGCUCAUGACGCUCAGAGGAGCUGGCAGGUGGGGAGUGAGCUUCGGGUGCAACCUGGCAGCCAAGCUCCUCAGACACGUGGGCACAGCAAUGCCAACACGCAGGCAGGUGACCAGCCCUGACCUAGCGCCCAGAUCCUCUCUUCACUGCGGACGCACCUUCAGCCCGCUCUGCGCCCCCACGAAUGUGACAGGACAGUGCGACAGACCCUCAAAGGCCCCACCUGAACUCGCACCAGCACCAGGCACCUCUGACAGGAAGCCCCGAGUCCCGGCUCUCACAGGCACAGCCUGUCAGAACCACUGCCUCUGGCUGCAGAACCCGACUUCCCAGAAGGCCACCCGCUGCCUGCGUGUCUGCCUCCGGUUCCCAGCUUCCUCCCCCUGCUGCGCCCCGCUCAUCAUAGUGGUGAGUGCCCCCCAGGGGAGCCCAGGACGGAGCACAGCGACGAUGACCCACGCCCUGCAAGUGGCCUGGGCGUGCUGCUGCUGCUGAGACCAACAGCUGGACCUGCCGCUGAGCUAGAACCGCAGAAACCUCAACACACGCGCUACACCCACACCACACGGCAGUCGCUUUUCAGGUCACGUGCCAUGUGGUGACAGUGCCCAGAACACAGGACGUGAGGGGACAGGACGGACACCAGGAGGAAACAACAGGAGCCGAGCGCCCGCUGCCGGUGAGCCGCGCCCCAGGGCAAAGAACACACCUGGGGCUCGGCACGGCAGUGUCAGGGGUCACCACCACCCAGUUCUGUUAGCUCACAGACACCCCCCAACUCCUGUCCCCCAAGUGUGAAGCACUCAAGGCCAGGCCCCCGGUCUGCGCCUCUCCAGCUGGCACUCAGGUGCGCACAGGGGUGUUGAAUAGUUACCGUGACGGACAGGCCACCGUGAAACGAUGAACGCUUCGGUGAGCGCAUUUAGCCUGCCCCCCCCCCACCCUCGUUCCCCAGCAGGAACUCCCGCGUGAGCAUGCGUGCACAGGGACACGUGGUGGUGGUACAGACGGGUGACAAGACCAGGCUUUGCACGCACAGCGUCGGGCACAAUGCACUUGGGGAAAGACGGGGACACGCACACACGGUGAGCGAGAGGCGCGCUACGAAGGCCCGGUGGCGUGAGGAGCGAGUCCUGGGGAGGCCGCGCUGCGGUUAGUGCGCGUCACGUGGCAAAGCACCUGGGUUUCAGCCAAUCAAGAGCAGGAGUACAACUCCGGACUCACCAGUACAAUGAAUGGGGCUGUUCACUCAUUUUUGCCAUUUUUUAUAAAAAGCUUCCUAGUUUAUUUUAAAUUAUGAGAAAUCUAGACUUAAUUUCUAAGCAUUCUCAGCCCAAGUACAAUUGUAAAUUAUACUUACAUUUUCAUGCCUCUAUUUAAAAUAUAAGAACGCCCCCACCCCCGCCCUCAAAGUGCCAUCUUUGCAUCCUUUCCAAAAACAAGCACACGAGUGCACCUGUGUGUCAGUGACAUCAUCACCAGAACGAGACCAGGCGAGGGACACAGCCCGAGCGAGCGGGGGAAGCAGGCACUGCCACUCGCACACCCGCCGUUCCAGGCACUGAGCAGUCCCGCUCCAGUGUUCCUGACUCCCCGCCACCGUUCUAAUUGGAGGAACGCGUCAGGUGCCUCGGAGUGGGCAGUUCCAGAGCA